Molecule: messenger RNA, 492 nt
Organism: Mercurialis annua (annual mercury)
Lineage: Eukaryota; Viridiplantae; Streptophyta; Magnoliopsida; Malpighiales; Euphorbiaceae
Exons: 1
Coding region: 1-321 (106 amino acids)
Source: RefSeq, a predicted model, not a curated record
AUGGAGGAUUCUGUGGAUUUUCCCGGAUUCCAAAUCUGUACUCACAGAGAAGAAUUUGAGUACAGAAAGGCAUUGAGCAGAUUGCAGAGACGAGCUCCAUGUCCUCUGCAGAUCAAGCCAAAUGAUAUUCUCCAAAGCCAAACUGCAAAUCUAGCAAUUGGAUUCAGCAUUACUUCUUCGAAAUCGGAAUCAUCUGAAGCUUCUUCAUUUGGUUCAUUCUACCAUAGUAAAGACCCUAUUCCGCUACUUUCUCCGCUUGUUUCGCCUUCUUUGAUCCCGCCCACCUACAUUCAAGAAGGGAAGACUGCCAAAUCUCAUUGAUCAUACAGCCAUUGGCUCUGUACAUUGUAAAUCUGUCUUCUUUUUUCCCUUGUUGUUCCUUUUUUCUAACACUAGACAUCUGCAGUUAGCUUUUCAGCAAGUUACUUUUUGGCAUGAAAUGUAACAAUAAUAAUUCAACGAAAUAAAUCUAACUCCAGAGUGUUUCUUUUC